AUUUCUCGCCUUAGUUUCAUCGUAAAAGUCGUUGCGGAAAGACGCCCUGGAAAUUGUAACCAACCGCAACCAAAGCCAAAGAAAAGUUCAUUCAAUUCUAUUUGAAUUUUGAAAAAUAAAAUUCUUCUUUGUUUUAAUAAAGAACAACAAAAUUCGUCGUCAUUGCUUUUGUGUGUUAAAAUUGGCUGGUUGUUUUGUCUGACUGUCGGUCUGACACAUUGACAUAAUGAAAUCUUUUGUUUUCUUAUCAUUUCUUUGUGCAGCUUUAGUGCUGGCCAAUGCCGAAUUGGAAUUCGAUAAAUUAAAAGUGGAAGUCUAUUAUGAGACCCUGUGUCCGGACAGUAUGCGUUUUGUACGCAAUCAAUUGUAUGGCGCCAUGAUCGAUGGUAGUCUGUUGCAGUUCACUGAUUUGGUAUUUAUACCCUACGGAAAAGUGGGGUCUUGGACGAAUCCCAGCAAUAAUGUAACCACACUUUUCUGUCAACAUGGCAAACGGGAAUGUGAAUUGAAUGCUCUGCAUGCCUGCAUCGUGGAACAUAACACAAUGCGGGAGCAAUUGGAUAUGAUUACAUGUCUCUUGAAUGGUUAUUCCACCGAUAUUGAUACGUGUGCAACCCAACUGAACAUUGAUGUUACUGCGGCCAAAAACUGCAAGGCCACCCGAACUACUGUGGAUAUUUUGAAGAAAUAUGGCAAUAUGACAGAUGCCAUUGAUAUGACAUUUGUACCCUCCGUUGCUAUUGGUGGGGUCUUUGACAUAUGGAAACAAAGAAGUAUUCUGCACAAUUUCGCCAAAGUCUUUUGCCGUAAAUAUAAGGAGAAGUAUGAUGUGUAUCUACAAGAUUGCUAUUGAAUGGGAUUUUUACCAAAGAAUUUGAUAAUUAUAAUAGAAUAAGAAGAAUAGCUGCGUUUUGUGAUAUUCUAUCAACAAUAGUUGUGCUUUUAAUAAUAAAAAGAUAUGUCAAGUUCGACGUCGAAGUAUA
Messenger RNA from Musca domestica (house fly), 983 nucleotides. Its product is annotated as GILT-like protein 3. The transcript is spliced from 5 exons. Lineage: Eukaryota; Metazoa; Arthropoda; Insecta; Diptera; Muscidae. Gene Ontology annotation, molecular function: oxidoreductase activity, acting on a sulfur group of donors, disulfide as acceptor. Bases 227 to 853 code for a protein of 208 amino acids. The record is from RefSeq and is a predicted model, not a curated record.